Messenger RNA from Adelges cooleyi (spruce gall adelgid), 1055 nucleotides. RefSeq lists its product as uncharacterized. The transcript is spliced from 6 exons. NCBI's taxonomy places the organism in Eukaryota, Metazoa, Arthropoda, Insecta, Hemiptera, Adelgidae. The record is from RefSeq and is a predicted model, not a curated record. The coding region runs from base 97 to 885 and encodes 262 amino acids.
GUAUGUUUGAACUAUAUAAUACACUAUUUCUCUCAAUUUAUUUUGGUACGGUUACAAAAACAUAACACGGUCGACUUGCACUAGGUUUAAAUCAAAAUGCAAACCAGUAUGAUUUUGUUUUUUGCCAUAAGCAUCAAUAUAAUAAGUCAUAGUUUCGAACUAUCAUCAGAAAAUUUAAAUACAAGCUCAACACCUCCACAAUCAAUCGACAAGUACUAUGAGAGUGAGAUGGAAAACCAACUUUUUAACAUAAAAAAAAACUCCAUUAGUAACAUGUGGAUAGGUCAUAUUAUUGCUACUCAAAUGGACGGAUUUGUGCCGUUUUUUUAUGAUAAUCCAAAGUUUACUGAGGAUGGACAAAUUUACAAAGGACACUUGAUCGAACAAGAUUCGUGGGCCGUUCAAAUGUAUGAUUAUUCGGCCAAAUAUCCCGGCGGCCAUUUGCCAGGCAUUUCAUACGAAAUUGGGUAUUAUAAUCAGUGUAUGAGAGCACAUUCGAAGAAGUUAAAUAUAUACAGUGUGUAUGUUUUACCAAAUGUUCAGUUUCAAAUUACUGAAGAAAAUAACAAUAUUUCUAAAACUGAUAACAAUUAUUCAAGGCAUACCCAAAAAAUUAAUAAGAUAAAUUGGGCAUUAUGUAUCCCGGACGCUUGUAACGCCAAAGACGUACAUAUAUCAAUGGAAGAAUUGUUGACGCAUAUAUUUAAACAAUCGAAUUUAACAAUCAAAGUUUCUGUUAAUCCAGCUCUAUACACAUCAAAAAGAACGUCUGAUGUAAAACACAUUGAUGUAUACCUCAUUCUUUUUUGCAUGAUUGCGGUACUGAUCUUAACGUUAAAUAUAGUUGGGACUAUGAACAUUAUAGGUGAACAAUAUGUUCAUUGAUCUAUUUUAAGAAAAUAUUUAACUGGCCUUUUGUAUCACAGCAAGCAAGGCAGAUGUAUUUAAAACACAAACAAAUAAUUAGUACUUUUGUCUUCAUCUGAUCUGAAUUUUUUUUUCGAUCGGUGUACCUAGUUAUAGCACAUAGAAUUUUCUAUGGUACAGUUGUUAAU